AUGGAUUCAACAGUGGAUUUUCAAUACUUUGUGAAUUCGGGCCAAUGGGUCAAAUUGAUUAGUAAGAACUAUCGGAUUUCCUUCAACAGAUACAACAUAAAACAAUCUCCUCUCCUCUCACCUUUUUUCAUAGGUUGUUUGGCCAGGGUAUAUACUGAAAAGCAUGCAAUAGGGUGGUUUGGUGAGACGGUACGUCUCCCAUGUGAAUUCCCCUACACGGAUGUCCUCGCAUUGUACUGGACGAACAGCAAUGGUGAAACAAAAGUAUCGUAUUUCAAAGGCGAACCUGUGAGCUUCGAUGAACGGUUUCGUUUGAAUGACGACUAUUCAAUCGAUAUCCUGAAUUUAAUGGUGUCAGACGAAGGAAAAUACACUUGCACCUUAGAACUUGAUUCUGGAGAUGGCUUCGUUAACAGUAGUGAACUCACCAUCUACGCGUCUCCAUCAAUGCCUCAGGUAACACCUUGUGUCCCUCAGUCAACAAAUAACCCAUACCAACAUCUGUGCGUCGUUGAAGCAGCCAACACAUAUCCUUUUAACCUGGAUUGUGUUGUCAGUGGCUUCAGACCCGAUGUAACCCUUGAAUGGACGUCAUCUGGUAAAGUGAAGCAGCCCCUUGGAAAUCCAUCCCGGAGGACAUUGCCCGAUGGUAGAUAUGAAAGGGAGGUGACCAUCAGUGUAGCUGCUAAAGAAGACGGAGAACAUAAUUACACCUGUACUGUAAGGGGCAAUGCCACCAACGGCUCUGACCGGUCAACAACCGUUACUAUCCUGGUUCCACCUACGUCAGUGAUCGUUGAUGGACUAUCAGUUGGAGGCAAGGUUGCGAUAUCUAUCUUUGUUAUACUGCUAUUGAUAGCCAUUGGAAUAGUCGCUUUAUUUGUGACUUUGCUGGUUCUAAGGAGGAAUAAAAAACUACCGCCUCUAGGUGAAGUAGUCUUGAAUGUCAUUCCAUUUCUGAGAUCAGUCUACCUACCCAUACCAGAUCCAGAAGAAGUUAGAUUACAAGGAAUUACAGAAGAAUUGGCUGAUCGACGCAAACGUUUACUGGACUUCAAAUUUGAGCGAGAUGGAUCCGUUGUGAAGGCUGCACACAUCGGCUUGUUUGGAGAAAUGAGUGCUGGAAAAUCGUCCUUCAUAAAUUCUCUUGAAUUUGCAUAUACAGGCAGAUAUAAAGAGUGUCAGGUGGUUGGUGACAAGGAAUCUGGUGGAGGAGAAACCAUUGCACGCACUGUCCUAAAGCUCACUGAUAGCAUUCACAUUUUCGACAACCGGGGCAUGGUCGACUUCAAUAAAUCUUACCUGAAUGAAGUAACUGCUCAGCUUCGUGGAGAACGCGGACCAGACAUAGAAAAAAUCGAGGCAAAUGAACAGGAAGAAAUACAUUGUGCUGUAUUCGUGUACAAACAGUCAUUAAUUACUCAUAAUUUCGGCUUCGAAUUCAUUGAGGACUUCGCAAAGAUGAUCAGAAAGCACACUGGUAUGUAAAUUGUUAUACCCUUAAUCAUG
This is a messenger RNA of Lytechinus variegatus (green sea urchin), 1509 nucleotides long. RefSeq lists its product as uncharacterized. The record is from RefSeq and is a predicted model, not a curated record. Gene Ontology annotation, cellular component: external side of plasma membrane. Bases 1 to 1488 code for a protein of 495 amino acids. Lineage: Eukaryota; Metazoa; Echinodermata; Echinoidea; Temnopleuroida; Toxopneustidae. Gene Ontology annotation, biological process: negative regulation of T cell proliferation; immune response; T cell costimulation. The transcript is spliced from 9 exons.